AUGGACAGCAGCCGGCUGUCGUCCGACUCGCUCGAGGGAGACGGGCACCUUGGCGCGUCGUCGCUGGGCCUUUCCAACACGAACCCCGUGAGGAACGGGUUCAACUCGGGCGGGUAUGAGCGGCUGAACGUUGACGGCGACGGCGGUGACGAUGACGUGACCAGCCCGGAACGUGGCCAUGCCCAUGUCUCCCCUGAAAGCACGACCAACUCCCUUGGUGUCUUUCCGGGCCGGUUGACGGGCGGCUCGGCUGCUUUCGACGCGCCUGGUGCUUCUGAAGUGACGUCGCUCGAUUCGACCAGUCACCUGCUCGAUUCCUCCCGCGGUCCAGAGACUCCAGACGGGACAUCGGCCAAGCCGACUGCCUCAUCAAGACCCGGACUGCACCGGAUCAUCAGGAAGCGAGUUUGGCCAUGGAGUCGGCGCUCGGCGGCGGCCUCGAGUCCGUCUCCGGCCCCGGGAGCCGCGGACGACGGCUCGACGCAGGCUCCGUCGGACCGUGACCCCGAACAAGGAGACGACGGCGUCGAUGAGGAGACGUUUCGCAAGAUCUACAGCGAGCCACCUACUUACUGUUCUUCGCGUGAGAACCCGAGCCGGAAGCGCAACAAGGUCAUCACGGCCGUCGCCAUCUACGCUCUCGUCAUGAGCGGCACGUGGCUGGUGCUGGCCUGCAAGAAACAGCGCUGGGGAUACUUGGUGUCCUCGACAGGCAAGCUGACCCCGGCGACGGCCACGACGCUGGCCACGGGCAUCGCCAAGAGCAUCGAGCUGUCGUCCGUCGCUGCCUUCACGUGGUGCGUCGGCCAGGAACUCACACGGCGGGCCUACAGGAAGAGCCGGGGCCUGACGCUCGCGGAGAUAGGCAUGCGCGACUGGGUCAAGGAGCCCGGGGCCUGGUUCCAGAACUGGGACAGGCUCAGGGUCGGGGGGCGCACCGUCUGGACGCCCCUGACGUGCGUCAUGAUCCUCGCGACCGUCGGUGCCACGCUGUACACGGCCGCGUCGGACGCCAUGGUCUCCCCCAAGUUGAGGUUCGACAAGUGGACGCCCCGGGUGCUCCGGGGGCCCGUGGCCACGUCCUACGGCAACGUCAAGUACGCCAAGAGGGAGUGUCCGUCCAUGUUCGGCGGCACAGCCGGGGCGGCCGACCCCUCGGCCGACGACGCCUGCAUCAACGUCGAGUUCUCCGGCCAGUCGUACCGGAACCUCCUGGCCUACAUGGAGACGUGGACCGCCCGCUUCGACAACGCGACGCAGGGGACGAGGGAGCUGGCGGCUCGCCCGGCGGGCACCAGCCUCCUGAGGAACAACGUCACCCUGGAGGGCGCCUGGAUCGAGACGCAGCACAGCAACAUCACGGCCAGCUACCUCAAGUACGGCCGCAUCGUCAACAACGUCACCAUGGCGCUGCCCCAUCCCGGCGUCUACGCCGCCGCCACGUCUCCCGUCAAUCGCAUCAUGCAGCCGGACGCCCUGUCCGGCAUCGGCCAGUACUCCAUCCGCGCCGGCGUGGUGUCGCCCGCCAUCAACGUCAUGUGUGUCGGCGCGAGCAGGGACGAGCUCGCGCCCCUGGUGUACACUACGUGGCCGGGCAGCAAGUCGGUGCGGUCCGGCAUAGGGCACCAGGAGAUUCCCGUCGAGGAGAAGCUGUGGGUGAACGACGUGCCCUCCCGCACCGCGGCCGACGGGAAGCCCUACUACUAUAACAGCACAGUCCUCGAUGACAUAUUCCUGUGGGGGCCAGAGCACAGCCGGUAUCCCCCGGUCUUCUCAACCGGGCGCCCGGAACAGUACCCGUACGACUACAACUUCAUUUCCAACUCGACCGUGUUCGACUCGACUGGCAUUUACACCAUCGCCAAGCAUCCCGACAUGGUCAACUACACCAUCUGCGAGGCCAGGUCGUGGGUCUCGCCGGCGUGCUCGACGCAUUUCGACGUCUCCGGCACGGCUGGAUGGAAAAUGAAGGCGCACUGCGAAGACAAGGGCGACGGGGACGCCUACCAUCAUUCCGACGACAAGAAGGAAUGGGCCCUGCCGUCUCGAGACUGGAAGCACGUAGGCACCAGCUGGCAACUAUCCAUGGAUAUGAAUGGCGGCCAGCGAAACAGCAACGCCUCCAACAGCCGCAUCCUCACCAAGACGGCCCUGCGGACGCCCGACCUCGUCCCGUACCAGCCCUCGCUGGCAGAAGUCUUCGCGGUAUACCUCGGCUCGACGCUCGUCAUCAGCGCCAUCGACACGCCGUACAAGCACUGGUGGGCCUACGACAUCACCGACAACAUCCUGCAGGUCAAGACGCUGGAGGGCUUCAACGCCACGGUCAGGUCGCAGGAAUACACGUCGGGCUACUCGCAGACCUGGCAAGCCGUGGUCUGGUUCCCUGUCCUCGGCCUCGUGGUCGGGCUCAAUCUCCUCUCCUUUUCGUACAUGGUGUGCCACAAACACACCAUCACCGACUUCACCGAGACGGAGAACCUCUUCGCCCUGGCCAUCAACAGCCCGCCGAGCUCCCAGUUCAAGGGAAGCUGCGGGGGCGGUCCGAAAAAGAGAAACUUUGUCGUUCCCUGGAAGGUGGCGUACGCCCCGACGGCGAACCACUACUUUUUCCAAGAGGCGAGCGACAUGCCGUUCAAGGGCAGGUACUCCAAGGCCGGCAGAAAGGCCGGGGGCGACGUCGUGGAGAAGGAGUUGGACGCCUACAGGCGCUUGAGCAAGAACAGGAUGUGGUCCUGA
Molecule: messenger RNA, 2739 nt
Organism: Metarhizium album ARSEF 1941
Lineage: Eukaryota; Fungi; Ascomycota; Sordariomycetes; Hypocreales; Clavicipitaceae
Exons: 4
Coding region: 1-2739 (912 amino acids)
Source: RefSeq, a predicted model, not a curated record